AUGAAUCACUUCCCCAUUCUCUCCACUAGAAAUUCGCUGCACAACAAGGCCCACCUGUACAAACUCUCUCUAAUGAUCACUAGAACGUUUCUGGCGGCUGCGCUAACUAUCAUCGUCUCGGCCGAUACGGACGUCUCAGUUUGCAGGGACGCCACGUACACACUCUCAGACUCGCGCGGCGCCAUUUGCUCCGGCGCGGGUGACGCCCCAGCAGGCACGGCGUGCCCUCUCAAGGGCGAUGUGGCCACGACCGACUGCCACUCGUAUUUGCCGUCGUACGAUGGAACGCAGUGCACAGCGAAGGAGGAUGCCGAGUGCACAAUCGUGAAUGGCAACACGUGGGGCUGCGUGUUCGCGUCCGUGGGCUGCACUGGCAGCAGCACGUCGAACGCGACGACUCCGUGCCCUGUGACGAGCCUUCCCGACACCAACGCGACCACCCCGUGCCCGGUGACUUCCCUGCCAGACACAAAUCUAACCACGACGCCGUGCCCCGUCACCUCACUGCCUGACACUGAAGCGUCGACGCCGUGCCCGGUCACAUCGCUCCCCGAUACGGAGACCGCCACGCCUUGCCCCGUCACCUCCCUGCCGGACAUGCUGACCAGCACGCCUUGUCCUGUGACGUCGCUUCCGGAUACCGACACAACCACGCCUUGCCCCGUGACUUCUCUCCCCGACACAGAGACAACAACGCCGUGCCCGGUUACCUCGCUCCCGGACACGCCUGCCUCCACUCCAGUCACCACGCCAUGCCCUGUGACCUCGCUUCCGGACACCACCAAAUCACCUCCGUCCCCCACGACACCUUGUCCCAUAACUUCUCUUCCAGACUCGCAGACUACAGCGACGCCGUGCCCAGUGACGUCGCUGCCGGACACGACCAGCGCACCUACGACUCCUUGCCCUGUGACUUCACUGCCGGACACGACCUAUGCGCCGACCACGAUUCCAUCUUCGAGCACCCCGUGCCCCUUAACUUCGCUUCCAGACAGCACUGGUGUCCCGACGAGCACUCCUGCUGCCACUACUCCGUGCCCGGUGACCUCGCUGCCCGAUCACGAGCAGCAAUCGGCAUAA
Molecule: messenger RNA, 1080 nt
Organism: Phytophthora infestans T30-4
Lineage: Eukaryota; Oomycota; Peronosporomycetes; Peronosporales; Peronosporaceae
Product: carbohydrate-binding protein, putative
Exons: 1
Coding region: 1-1080 (359 amino acids)
Source: RefSeq, a predicted model, not a curated record